AGGUAGCCGUCCGCGACAGGUGAGACGACCGGCCAUUACUCAGCGAUACGGAUCUCGCUACACAACUUGAAUUGGAAGGUGUGGCAGUAAGGAUAGUGCACGUUGCACCAAACACGUGGGAUAUCAUAGGAAAUUGAAGUACGCGUACGGAUAUACUGUUGAGACUUACAUUCACCCUGAUGAGGCCGUGUAGCUGAGAGAGAGGUGUUACACUUCAAUAUGUCUCUUAAGGAAUCACAGCAGUUUGAGAAGGGCCGCAUCAAGGCCCUUCAGGAUGAGAGAGUGUAUAUUCAGAAGAAGACUUUCACAAAAUGGGCAAAUGCUUUCCUAGAGAAGGCGAGACUAGAGAUAAAGGACUUGUUCACAGACCUGGCUGAUGGCAAGAUAUUGAUGAAGCUGCUGGAGAUAAUCUCGGGCGAGAAUCUCGGUAAACCCAACAAGGGCUUGAUCAAGGUGCAGAAAGUAGAGAACCUGAACAAAUGUCUCAAGUUCCUGGCAACAAAGGUAUACUUUGAGAAUAUUGGUGCUGAAGAUAUCGUGGAUGGCAACCCGCGACUGAUCCUUGGUCUAAUCUGGACCAUCAUCCUCCGAUUCCAGAUCCAGGAGAUCACCAUACAAGUGGAUGAGGAGGAGGAGAAUAGUGAGAGGAGAUCAGCCAAGGAUGCCCUGUUGCUGUGGUGUCAGAGGAAGACUGAGGGCUACCCUGGAGUCAAGAUCACAAACUUCACCAACAGCUGGCGAAAUGGCCUGGGUUUCAAUGCCCUUAUACAUGCUCACAGGCCUGACUUGUUUGACUUCAACAAACUGGAAGCCGGGGACAACCUGGGUAACUUGAACCACGCCUUCAACGUCGCGGACAGCGAGCUGGGGAUCCGCAGGAUACUGGAUGCUGAAGAUGUUGACGUGAACAAGCCAGAUGAGAAAGUCAUCAUCACCUAUGUGGCUUCAUACUAUCACUACUUUGCCAAGAUGAAGAGCGAACUCACUGGAGGCAAGAGAAUCGCAAAGAUUGUGGGAAUGAUGUGUGACCUGGACAAAAUGGAGAAUGAAUAUGAAGGGUUGACGUCCAACCUGCUGGAGUGGAUCCACCGUAAGAUGAUGGAGCUCAAUAGCCGCAGUCUGCCCAACUCUCUGGAGGGCAUCCAGAAGGAACUUAUCAAGUUUAAGGAGUACAUGACAAUCGAGAAACCACCAAAAUACCGUGAGCGAGGGAACAUUGAGGUGCAGUAUUUCAACAUCCAAGCUCGCCUGAAGGCCAAUGGCCAGAAGAUGUACACCCCACCAGAGGGUCAAAUGAUCCACGACAUAGAGACAGCCUGGUUGCAGCUGGAGAAGGCAGAACACGGGAGAGAGGUCGCACUCAGAGAUGAACUUAUCAGACAAGAGAGACUGGAACAACUAGCAAGGCGAUUUGCCAGAAAGGCUGCUAUUCGUGAGUCAUGGUUAAAUGACAUGGAGCAGAUUCUGGAGGAACACAUUGAGGUUAGCAACGCUGCUCAGACUGAGGCUGCCGUCAAGAAACACGAAGCAAUCAGUGCCGAGAUCCUAGCUAGGAAAGACAGAUUCCGAGCUCUUAAUAGUCUUGCUAAGGAACUUGUUCAGGGAAAUUACCAUGCCAAAGAUGCUGUGAAAAACAGGGACUCCGAGAUCAUGCUGCGAUGGAAACGUCUCCUUGACCAACUGGAUGGCCGCAAGAGGACACUGUCCGGCUACAACAACAUGAUGUCCAUCUUCCGCGAGAUUGAGAGCAUACAGGAAGAACUCAAGGAAGUCGAGAAUAAGGUGAAGGUCUCUGACUACGGCAAGCACCUACAGGGCACGGAAGACUUUCUCCAGCAGCACAGUCUACAUGAAGCACAGCUCCAGGCCCUUGCUAAGAGAGCCCGCAAGUUGAACCGACGGUCAACACAGUUUGCAGAUGAGGGCAGCAGAGAGGCUGCUCAUUUAGAUAAGCGAUUAGGCAAACUCAAUCAGGAACUAGACAGAGUGCAGAACGUGAGUGAUGUCCGCCGGAAGGGUCUGGAGGUGGCAAAGGCCUACUACCAGUUCCUCCAGGACUCAGAGGAGGAGGAGAGAUGGGUGGCAGAGCGCAUCGAGGAAGCCAAAUCUACCAACACAGGCAAGGACCUCACUUCAGGACUCAAGCUGCUUAAGAAACAUGAGGGCAUGGAAGCAGAAAUGCAAGGAAGAUGGCGGCGUUGUGAGCAGAUUUGUGCUGUGGGGCAGGACCUAGUGAAUGGAGGCCACAAAGCCCGGUCGGAGAUCGGGUCUCGCAUCAAGAGCCUCAUGGACAAGUGGAAGCAGCUACAAGAACUGGCCCGCAUCCGACGUACAAGGCUUGAGGAUGCCAUCGAGGCACAGCAGUAUUACGCCGAUGCUGAUGAGGCGGAGUCAUGGAUGAGGGAGAAGAUGCCGAUUGUUUGUAGUGAUGACCAUGGCAAGGAUGAAGCCAGUGCACAGGCUCUGCUGUCUCGUCAUAAUCGUCUGGAGAAAGAUAUCAAGGCAUUCAAUGGAGAGAUUCAGCGUCUUGAAGAUCUUGCUAUCCUCAUGACCAAAGCUGCCAGUGAGCAUAAUAUCUCCCCAGAGAAGUUCCGACCAGCCGAGAACGGAGAGCAUGAGCCCGAGGAAGAGGAGGAGGAAGAAGUUGUGGAGGUGCCCCGAGAGAUUGAGGUGGAGGAAGUGAGACAGAAGGAAGUUCUGCAGGACGUUGUGGAGACUCGGAAAAUUCCUCAGGUCAAGGCCAUGUAUGGAUAUAAAGGGCAAGGCCUCAAAAUUGAUAAGGGAGAGAUUCUGAUCCUCCUACAGAGGACGAACAAUGACUGGUGGCAGGUGCGGAAGGCUGACAACACUGAGGGGUUUGUUCCAGCCAACUACGUGAAGGAAGUGGACCCCAAGGUGGUACAGAAGGUGGUCAAGCACCCUGUGCAAGUGCCAGAACGCAUCAAAGUCAAGAAGACAGUCAUGCAGAAGGAAGUUGUCAGAAAGAAGUCAGACAAGGCAGCAAAACUGCGACGAGCUCCUUCAGUGAGAUCAAAGGCCAAUCUCCACUUUGACAAGGAUAACGUAGAGACAAGACAAAGGAGCAUCAAUGUCCUCUACUCCAAACUCACCAAACUGGCACAGGCUCGCAGGAUCAGCCUUGAGGAUGCCAUCAAGCUGUUCACCUUCUAUCGGGAGUGUGACGAGUUCCAGGCCUGGAUGAAGGAGAAGGAAGGAGUAUUGAAGUCCAGGGAGAGCCUGGCUGACAACAUGGAUGCUGUCAGGAAGAAGUUUGAGAACUUGCUGACAAGUCUGGCCGCCAACAAGGGCCGUCUGGACAACAUCAAUGUCCUGGCAGGAGACAUUAUCAAGUCUGGCAGCAGUCAGUCCGAUCAAGUCAAACGUCGCCAGAAGGAGAUAAAUGACAGUUGGGCUCACCUUAACAAGCUGAAGCUGGACAAGGAACGCUCACUGGAGGGGGCCUCAAGCAUUGAACUGUUCAAGUCAACAUGUGAUGAGCUGUCCGAGUGGAUCAAAGACAAGAACAAUGCUCUGAUGACAGACGACGUUGGCAAGGAUCUCAAGGGAAUCGGGGCGCUUCAGCGGCGACAUGCUAACGUGGAGAGAGAGCUUGUUCCAAUGGAGGAGAAGAUGAAGAGGAUGAACUACCUGGGAGACUCUGUGAAGUCCUCCUACCCUGACGAGAGUGGCUAUGUGGACCAGCGCCAGAGAGAGCUGGAGAAACUCUGGAAGGGGCUCAAGAACAAGGCAGACAAGAGGAAGGGCCAGCUCAGCGAGGCUCAGAACCAGCAGAAGUUUGGGGAGGAUGCCAAAGAUAUUCUGUCCUGGGCUGGAUCGAUGCGAGCCCGCCUUGCCAGUGCCGAAAUGCCCCAUGAUAUCCAGAGUGCUGAGCGCAUGCUGAAGGAACACGAAGAUAUUGGUGAUGACAUCAAGGCCCACAAAGACAAGUUUGCCAAGUUGAGGGCUUUGGGCGCUGAAGUCCUCGCCAAGGACCCCAAUGCCCAGGACGUGAAGGAUCGGUUAAAGCGUCUGGAUGAUGAGGAGCGGGCAAUUGAUGAGCUGUACCGACAACGCCAGAAACAGCUUCAGGAUGCCUACAAUCUUCAGGUGUUCAACAAGGAGGCGGACACCAUCGAUGCCACCACCAGCGGUCAUGAGGCCUUCCUUGAUUAUAAUGACAAAGGGAGCACCAUUGCUGAUGUGGAAUCCCUGCUGCGGAGACAUGAUGACUUUGAAGGCAAAGUCCAAGCUCAAGAUGAGAAAGUGAAGGGCCUGAAGGACCUUGCUGAUAACCUCAUCCAGGACCAACACCCGGACCGAGACCACAUCAACAAGCGAUGUAACCAGGUGCUCCAGCGAAGAAACAAGGUCAAGGGCAAAGCUGCUGAUCGUCGCAAGGCUUUGUUGGAGGCCCAAAAGUUCCAAGAGUUCAAACGUGAUGGAAAGGAGCUGUCUGACUGGAUGAAGGAGAAGUAUAAGACAGCCACAGAUGACUCCUACAAAGAUCUGUCCAAUCUCAUGGCAAAGCUGCAGAAGCACCAGGCGUUUGAGGCCGAGUUGAAGUCCAACAAUGACAGACUUCAAGCUUUAAAUCAGGACGGAAAGAAGAUGGUUGGCGAUGGUCACUCUGCUGCUCCAGAGAUCAAGGAAAUCUCGGAGAAGCUGAACCGGGAGUGGGCAGACUUGAAUGAGAAAGCAGCAGACAAGGGGAGGAAACUCCGUGAAGCAACUCAGCAGCAGACACUCAACAGAGCUCUGGAGGAUGCACAGGCUAAGCUUGAUGAAAUGGAAAAGUCUGUUGCUAACCCUGAUGUUGGCUCGGAUUUGAGAGGCGUCAAGAAUCUGCUCAUGAAACAUCAGAACCUUGAGACGGACUUGUCAACUCUUUCCGACACAAUCCAAACAAUUGUCGCUCAGGGCAAGGAAAUGGCUGACAAAGGUCACUAUAACUCAGCUGACAUUAUCCGAGCUGUCGACGCCUUCAACAAAAGGUUCAAGAAGCUGGAGCCAGUAGUGGCAGCUCGCAAGCAGAAGCUGCAGGAGUCGCUACAGCUGCAUCAGUUUGUGUUUGACGUGGACAAUGAGCUGCAGUGGAUCAAGGAGCACCUGCCCGCGGCGGCAUCACAGGACAUGGGCAAGAACCUCAUCGAUGCCCAGAAACUCCACAAGAAACACCAGGAUCUGGACCGUGAGAUUCUGGGGCACCAGCCCAACAUCGACAAAGUAAUGAGCACCGGAGACAAACUGAUCAAUGAUAAGCACUUCGCCUCAAAGCCCAUCAAAGACAAGAGUCAGGAACUACAGGUGUCCUGGGACGACCUCCUCAAGAAGUCCAAGAACAAGAAAAAGAACCUUGAUAUCUCACUGCAAACCCAAAAGUAUCUGUCUGAGGUGGCGGAGGUCGAGGCCUGGAUCAACGAGAGGAUGCACCUCGCCUCCAACACUGACUACGGCAGGGAUGAGAAUGCAGCAGACAAGAUGCUGGCCAAAAAUAAGGUUUUAGAAACUGACAUUCAGACAUACUCAGGAAUUGUUACCAGCCUUGGCAAGGAGUCCUCUCGGCUUUUCAAGCUGGGAUCAGCAGAUCCAUCUCUACUGAAGAAGACUCAGGACAACCUGCAGGACAACCUCAACAAGCUGCGUCGACUGGCAGCAGAGAGGACGCGCAACCUGGAGCACUCCAAGAGUCUCCACGCCUACAUGCGAGAGAGUGAGGAGUUCGAGGAAUGGAUCGGCGAGCAGAUGCAGACCGCAUCUUCCGAGGAAUAUGGCCAAGAUUAUGAACACCUUCAGAUCUUGAAAAGUAAGUUUGAUGAGUUUAAGCGUAAGGUGGAGGCUGGUUCGGAGAGAUUCAACCGGUGUGAGCGCCUUGCCAAGUGGCUGUUGGACGACAAGGGACCUCACAUGGUGCAGGUGCAACAGAGGCAGGAGCACCUGCGUGACGCCUGGAACACCCUGCUGGAGCAGAUUGAGUCCCGCGACUCCAAGCUACAGGGGGCAGAGGACAUCCAUCGAUUCAACCGAGACGUGGAGGAGGCCUUGUCCAGGAUACAGGAAAAGGAGUCCAGCAUCCCGGAUGAUCUUGGCCGUGACUACUACACCACCCAGAAGUACCUCAAGAAACAUGAGGCUUUCGAGAAUGAACUGGUUGCCCUUGAAGCUCAGCUCCAGAUUCUGAUCGAUGACUCUGGGCGCCUGCAGGAGGCGUACCCCGGGGAGAAUGCCGACCAGAUUGAGGACCUGCAGGCUGCGGUCGUGGACCACUGGGGUCACCUGCAGGAGAGAGCCGAGGUCCGCAAAGGGCAGCUACUAGCGGCCGCAGAUCUGCACAAGUUCAACGCUUCGGUGCGAGACCUGCUCGGCUGGGCCAAGGUGACAGAGAGAGAGAUGCUGGCGGAGAAGACUGUGCGAGACGCACAAGCCGCCGAUCUGCUUCGUACACGACAAGACGAGAUCCGUGCCGAGAUAGAUGCCAGAGGAAGCACAUUUGAAGCAGUCAUUGGCACAGGACUGGCCAUGAUAGAGAAUGGACACUAUGCAAGUGAUGAGAUUUCGGAGAAGGUGGAAGAGGUGCAGCAGAUGCAGGAGCGGCUGGUAUCCACCUGGAACAAGCGGAAGGAGUACUACGACCAGCUGUACGACGUCCAGAUCUUCCUUCGCGAUGCCGAGCAACUCAAUGUUCUCAGCUCAUCCCAGGAGGUGUACCUGGCCAGCCCCGAUAUCGCCGAGUCUGUGGAGCAGGUAGAGGGACUCCUGAGGAAACACGAGGCGUUUGAGAAGGUGCUUGAGACCCAGGAGGAGAAGCUCUCGGCAGUCACAGCACACGGACAGCAGCUGGUGGCUGACAAUCACUUUGAGGCUCAGACUGUACAGAAAACAAUGGCUGCCGUCAGUCAGAGACGAGGUCAUAUCAAAGAUUUGAGUUCCCAGAGAAAGCACAGAAUCUCAGACAACAUGCUGUAUGCCAACUUCAACAGGGAUGUUGCGGAGGCUGAAGGCUGGAUUGACGACAAACUGAAGGUGGCCUAUGAGGACGACUUCCAGGACGUCACUGACCUGUACGACAAGAUGAAGAAACUACAGAAACACCAGGCUUUCGAGGCUGAAAUUGUGGCCAACACCGACAGGAUCAGUAAGAUCAAGGAGCAAGGAGAGCUCCUUGUGCAGAAGCGGCACCAGGCAUCAGGAGAUAUCCGGCAGUGUCUGCAGACACUCUCCUCCAAGUGGAAUGAGCUGCUUCAGGCUUCCACCAACAGGGGCCGUGGUCUUGGCGAGGCCAAGGACAUCCUGGAGUUUAAUGAGCAGGUUGAUAAAGUGGAAAUGUGGAUCAGAGAAAAGGAAACGCUGGUGAGUGCGGGCAACAUGGGGCGUGACUACGAGCACUGCCUGGAGCUACAGAAGAAGGUCAACAACCAGGAGUCAGCUGGCAUUACUGUAGACGAGAAGCGUAUCAAGGCCAUCAAUGACCUGGCAGACCGACUGGUGUCCCAGGGACGCACAGACACCAAGGCAGUCAAACACAGGAGGGAUAAUAUGAACAAGAAAUGGAAGGACCUUCAAGGAGACCUCAACAGCUACAAGGUGAAACUGGCAGCUGCCCUGGAGAUGCAUGCCUUCAACCGCGACGUCGACGACAUCAAUGAACGUAUCAACGAGAAGGCUUCCCUCCUGUCAGUGGAGGAUGUAGGAAAGGAUCUGGCCGGCGUGCAGGCGCUACAGAGGAAGCAAGAGGACAUUGAGCGAGACAUGACCGCGCUGCAGAACCAGCUGGAGAAAAUUGAAACCCAGGCUGUGAAGUUGCGUAAGAAGCACCCGGACAUGGUGAAGUCCAUUGAGGAGAAGAAGCAGGAGGCAGAGGACAACUGGGAGAGACUGGAGGAACUGUCGGACACCAGAAAAUCAAAACUUGCAGAAUCCUACAGACUACAGAAAUUCCUGGCUGAUGCCCGUGAACUUAUCCAGUGGUCCAAUGAAAUGAUGGCAAGGAUGAACUCCGGAGACCUCGCUAAAGACGUGACCGAGGCUGAGAACCUGCUCCAGAUGCACCAUGAAAGGAAGGCUGAGAUCGACGGCCGCAAGGCUCACUUCACGUCUAUCCGUGAGAGUGGGAUGAACCUGGUGAAUAACCAGCACUAUGCCUCGGAGGAGAUCCAGAAGACCGUGAAGGAGUUGGAGAAGACCAAGCUGGCCCUGAGUGGGUCGUGGGACAAGCGGAACCAUCUCCUCACCCAGUGCCACGACCUCCAGGUCUUCAAGGAAACAGCCGAGCAGGCCGACACAUGGCUCGGCACCAAGGAGGCUUUUCUUGCAAAUGAAGAUCUUGGACACACUCUGUACAGCGUAGAAAGUCUGCUGAAGAAACAUGACGGCUUUGAGAAGACCGUGAAGGCCCAGGAGGACCGCAUUGAGGACCUGAACCAGUUCGCAGCCGACCUGUGUGCCCAGCAGCACUAUGCCAAGGACGAGAUCAAGUCCCGCUGUCAGACUGUCCUCCGACGCAGGGACACCAUGUGGGAGCUGGCUGCAGCCAGACGCAGAAAACUGGAAGACUCGCGCCACUACCAGCUCUUCCUCAGGAAUCUCUAUGAGGUUUCUGGCUGGAUCAACGAGAAGCUGCAGGUUGCCCUGGACGAGUCAUACCGUGACCCGGUCAACCUUCAGAACAAGCUUCAAAAACACACAGCAUUCGAAGCUGAACUCACAUCUAACAGAAACAGAGUCGAUGCUGUUCUGCAUGAGGGCCAGGGACUGAUAGAUGACUCGCACUACGCCACACCAGACAUCAGAAAGAGGUUGGAGGAACUGGAACUCAGCUGGCAAGCACUCAUUGCUGCCAGCACAGAGAAGAAGGACCGCUUGCAGGACGCCUACCGGGCUAUGCUGUUCAACCGUGUGGCGGACGACCUCAACACGUGGAUGGACGAGGUGGAGAACCAGCUGGAGUCUGAAGACCAUGGCAAGGACCUCACAUCUGUCAACGCACUGCUCAAGAAACACCAGCAACUGGAGCAGGACAUCUUGACGCACCAGGAGAAAGUGCAGGACGUGCUGGACGCUGCCCAGGUGUUCAAGGAGUCACGACAUUUCCUCAACAAGGAGCUGCAAGCAAGGGCACGUGAAGUCUCUGAGAGGUACAACUCAUUAUCAGAGCCAUGCCACAUCCGACGAGACAAUCUGGAAGAGGCACUAAGAAUGUACCAGUUCUUCCGGGACGUGGAGGAUGAGUUGUCAUGGAUACAAGAGAAACGACCAACAGCAGAGUCUACUGAUCUGGGGCAUUCCUUGUCGGAAGUUCAGAAUCUCAUGAAGAAACAUCAGACCUUGGAGUCCGAGAUAGUGGCUCAUGAACCUCUCAUCGAGUCUGUGGCCAACGCAGCCCAGUUGAUGGUUCGCAGCCGGCACUUUGCCUCCCAGGAUAUCCAGUCUCGUCUCGACGACUUGCAUGGCCAGCUGCAGCGGCUCAAGAAGACUACUACAACCAGGAAACUCAAGUUGCAGGAAGCACUGGAGGCACAGAAGUUUUACACUGAAGUUGCUGAAGCUGAGGCGUGGAUGAAUGAGAAGCUGCCACAGUUGACCAGUUCUGAUCUAGGCCGCGACGGAGACCAAGUUCAGGCAUUGAUGAAGAAACUAGAUGCCUUGGAGAGAGACAUUGACAACUUCAGCAACAGUAUUGGAGAGUUGUCUGCCCUUAGUCGCACAAUCACAGAGAAGGAACACUAUGAUAGUGCCAACAUAAAGAAGAAACAAUCGGAUAUCGAACAGCAGCAUAGCCGCCUCCAGGACCUUGUCAAUCAGAGACGGGCCAAGCUCAUCGACAGCAAGAAGCUGUUUGAGUUCUACCACGAGGCCAACGAGGUGUCCAGCUGGAUCUCAGACAAGUGUGUGGUUGCAGCGUCUGAGGACUAUGGCCAGGACCUUGAACAUAUCGAGGUAUUGCAACAACGGUUUGAGGACUUUGUACAUGAACUGACAUCAAAUGAGGAACGGAUCAACUCAGUAAUAGCAAUGGCACAGAACAUGAUAUCAAGCAAUCAUUUCGAGUCGGACAAGAUCAAGGCACGGGUGGAGGAAAUCCGGCAAAUCUGGUCCGAUCUGAAAGACCUUGCUGACGCCCGGAGGGAGGCCCUUAGUGGAGCGAAGGAGGUGCACAUGUACGGUCGCGAUGCUGACGACACGCUGGAGUGGAUACAGGAGAAGGACACCGUGGUCAGCAGUGACGACUACGGCCAUGACCUUGAGAGUGUCCAGGCUCUUCUAAGUCGCCAUGAUGGUCUGGAGAGAGACUUGGCCGCCAUUAGUGAGCAAGUGGAGACGAUUACGAAGGAGGCCGAGAACCUUCUUGCGCAUUACCCUGAUGCACAGGAGCAUGUUGCUGCCAAGCAUGAGGAGAUGGUUCAGGCCUGGAACUACCUGGUGGAGAAGUCGACCCUGAGGAAGGAGAAGCUGCAGCAGGCUCAACAGCUGCAGAUGUACUUCAACGACUACAGGGAACUCACGGCCUGGAUCAGCGAGAUGAUGGCCAUCCUCACUGCGGACGAGCUGGCACGGGACCUGCCAUCCGCUGAGGCCAUGGUGGCCCGCUACAAGGAGCACAAGGCCGAGGUGGACAGUCAGGAGGAAGCCUUCGUCAAGUUCGAGCAGACGGGCAAACAUCUCAUUGGAAAAGGACACUUCUUGUCUGAUGAGAUCCAAGAGAAGAUCAAUCAGUUGAAAGAAUCUCAUGACGGUUUGAUGCGUACCCUUGAACACAGGCAGCUGUUGCAUGAGCAAAACCUGGAAGCUCAGCGUCUUCGCCACGAGAUGGAGCAGCUGGACGCCUGGAUGAACCUGCGGGAACCACUGCUGCGGGAGAAGAACUAUGGUAGCUCCAUACCAGCAGUGGAGGAGCUCCUGAGACGCCAUGCAGACUUCGAGAAGACUGUCGACGCCCAGGAGGAGAAGUUCAUGGCUCUGAUGCGUGGCACUGAGAUUGAGAAAGCAUUUGCCAAACAGAGGCUGAUGGAACAGCAGCUGAUGGUGGCUGAUGAGGCUCGCAGAGAGAAGGACAGGCUCGAUGAACUCCGCCGGAAAGAGCAGGACAGGAUACUUGAGACACAGAGAGCUGAGCGACGACGGGAAGAAGAACAGAGACGUAAUCGGGAAGUGUUGCUGCGUCGCCAGCGCGAAGAUGAAGAUGAAGACGAUGAUGGAAAGGACGAAAAGCUGGAUAGAUCAACUGUAAAGAAUCUCAUUGGUCGGUCUCAGAGCAUCAAAAAUGUGACAAAACCAGACAAUGUUAAAAGAAAUGAUGUGCGUCGUGCUAUCAGCUUCAAACAGAGAGGUGAUCAACCCCUGUCUCCAGUGUCUCUACAGAAGGCAAUGGAGUUUAAGCAGGGAGAGACACCCAAGUUCUCAACAUCCAUUGAUUCAGAUCAUGGCAGCGACAACUUGGAACAGAAACUGAAUGAUGCAUUGAACCGUGUCUGCCAGGAUGAAGCAGAUGGUGGUGACGAGGUGAGUGCACCGAGUCUGCCCAUGGCUCCUCCCCCUGAGGCCAUGCGGCGUAACUCGGAGCAUCACUCGGAAGAGGCGGAAGGAGAGGCUCCGUCCUCACCCACAUUCACCAAGAAGGAGGCCCUCACGAUGUCCCCUCCUCUCAGUCCCAAGCAGAAGAGGCCUGAGCAGGUGAAGGAUGAGAGGAAGUCAAAGAGAACUCCUAGUUUCAACAUCCGGCGGCGGACACGAAGCUUUAAGGAUAAGUACAAGCUCCCAGCUGACCUGCCCCCGGCAGAGCUGGAAGGCUACUUGGACCGAAAGCAGGAGCUGCAGAGUGGAGGGAAAAAGGCAACAAUUAGGUCAUGGAAAAACUUUUACACGGUGCUAUUUGGACAGCUGUUGUGUUUCUUCAAGGAUAAGGAAGCCUAUAGUGAGAGCCAGGCAGCAGCUCCUCCCCUGAACAUCCACAAGGCAGAGUGUGAGGUUGCCGCCGACUACACCAAGAAGAAGAACGUGUUGCGUCUGCACCUCCAUGACGGCUCCGAGUUCCUGCUUGAGACGACCAGCACGGAGGAGAUGACCUCAUGGUUGGGCAAGAUCUCACAUUAUGCAGGCCUGCCCCCUAAGGAGCCCCCAAUGUUUGACUCUCUGGAAAUUACACAUAUAAGUGCUACAGAAAUGGAUGAGAAUAGUGAACAAGCCCUGGAGCCAUCCGAUCAGUUCACCCCCUACACAGGGUCAGAGAGUCCGCAUCGAGAGCAAAGUCCGCCCCCCAAACAAAGCCGUGUCGACGAUAAUGGCAGUGGUGACCACAAGCGAAUGUCGGCAGUCAUCGAAGCUCCCUCUGGUUCUGAACUAGGAGAAGAGUUCAUGACACAUGUUCGGACCGGGAGUGGAGCCAGCAACAGAUCAGAUGAAGACCGAUCUUAUGUUGCUGGUGGAGUGUAUGCCCCGAUGGGAUCAAAUGGCAAUCAUGACGGACAUGACCAUGAUGAGGAUGAAGUCCAUUACCGAACAAAACACCCGGGAGCUGCAAGUGGACGUCCGAUGUCUGAGCCAGCUGGUCACCUUGACGACAGUCACUCAGAGAAGGAGAAGAGGAAGAGUCACGGUGUGUUCGGCUUCCUGAAGAAGAAGAAAGACAAGGACCACAAAGAACAUAAAGACCUGAAGAAAGACCGGGUGUAAAUUCUUGGGGGAAAAGGAAACCUCAAGUUCUCUAUAAUGGUAUCCCACACUCAACAGUGUACCCUCACCCUGUCAUACUUCCUAUAUUGGUGUGAUGGCAAUUCAGGUUCUGUCAUAAUUUGUAUUGGAAUACAAAGUAUCUGUUAUAUGCAUAGAAAUGUUACAGAUUCGUAAUGCAUGCUACACUGGCAAUACUACCAGGUUAAGGAAUGUAUUAGAACACUGAAAUGGAUUCAGAGUGAGGCAGUAACCCAAGAAGACCCAGUCUUUGUUAAUGCUAUGUACAAGUCCCACAGGAGAGGUCCAAAACAGGAGAGGCAUAAAUGUCCAAUUUGGAAAUGUCUCAGAAUUUGAAGAGUACUACAUUCAGUGCAUCUGCCGGGAACAAAUACAACACUAUUGUGUUUUUUAUAUAAUUGUAUGUAGGGGUUGUCACUUGCUGAGAGGAUUGAUUCUUGGGUGCAGAAUUGUGUUGAACCCUCGGAAGGCCACAGAAUGAGCCGAGUACAACCUUUAGAUGAGUAGACUAAUGUGUAUAUAUGUCAUGGAUACUCCAGAAGACUAGUUUGCUGUCUUCGAUUCUUGUCUCUGUAAGAUCUGGCCGCAGUCCAGUAGGAUGUAGGUUUCUAUGUUUACAUAUAGAUAUUUAUACAUAGUCUGUUAUAUAUUAUUUAAUGUGUAUCAGAGUUCUAAUUAUUUUAUACCAGCCAUGACGGUUUCUGUACAAGAACAUCACCAGACACCAGCAAACUGGUCCUGACUUCUUCUUCUGUGUUUAUACAUCUCAUUUUCCUGUCAGAGAAGCAUGCCAAAGCUGAAGUGAGAGAGAUUGAUUUUUGUCAAAUAUUUCACUCUAUUAGAACUCCAAUGAAUUCUUCUUUUCCUGUUUAGAAGAAGUGAUCAUCAUCUUUAAGUCAUUUUCAUGGAGGACUAGUUUGCUGGUCUUGUUUAUAUCAUGACAUAUUGGUUGUGAUUGUAGUCAUCGUGGAAUCGCUGUUGUUACCAUGGAAACAGUCUGUAUAUUAUGUGGUAUAUUGCUUCUUCCAAUAUCUAUUUCUUCCAGCUUUGUAUGUUGUCAAUGUUAAUGACUUAUUAGUAAAUAGUUAAGUUUGAUGCAUAGUGUUUUAAUGAAAUGUUGAUGAAAUAAUUAAAUUUUAUUGAAGUUGUGAGUAAUGUUUUUGAAUCAUUGAUCAUGUUGUUAACAAGUUACAUUUCAUAAACAGCCACUGUUUUACCAUUGUCAUUUAUCAUUUUGAUACAAUUACAUGUAUUAUGUUAUCAUAACUCAAUGAUGGAAACAUUCCUUUGGAUCAUAAAAAUGUUAAUUAUCUCAUUCCAUCUGUUGUGUGGCUGAAACAUUUUAAAAGCUUUUGUCAAAUUACAACCAUUCCAGAAAUACAGAAACCAUGUUGAACAAUGGGAUUUGAGUAUGUAGGCUACUAAUUGUUGUGUCCACGUAAUAGAGAAGCAUGUUGGCUCUAUCCUUCACAAAGUGCUAUUAGUAUUACAGCUGACAGUCCAGGAUGUGAAUGUCCAUUGAGCAUAAUAGAGCAAGGUUGUGCCAGCUAGAUACUACCUGUGAUAUUCCUGUCCCAGCACCCAGGACAAACAGUGCCUUCCCCAAUGGCUAGUGUGUAGACGUAUGAUCAACAUGCAAAUCUAUCUGCCUUUGCUCUCUACCUGUUCCUUAUAAGAAGUCAUUUUUGAUUAUUGUUUUAAAGAUUUAGCAAUCAGUGUGUUCAGAACUCACUUGCCGUCCAUUUUACGAGUCACGUUCUACAAAAAUGUAGCGAGCUUCCAUGAAGUAAGGAUUCCAAGUUUGGCAUUACUGCUAUACUGCCACUGAGCUAACUGAGUGUUCAAACCUGUUGCAAAUGAAAUAUCAGGGGACCAUUUAUUGUUUCAAAGAUAACUUAAAUAAUGAAUUCAUUUUUUUAAAUGAAUACUACAUUCCUAUUCUAUCAUUUCAAAGAUUGAGUUUUGAAUCUCUUUAAACUCCUGUUUCUGUUUAUAUUGUUAUUCAAAUUAAGACCACUGGUGCUAUUUCCAAUAGUAUGCAAUAACUUACGAAAUAAGAUUAUAUUUUACGAGGCGUGCCGGUCAUAUCCGUAUUGCAUGUAGUCCAUGUUCAUGAUAUACAGACCAUGCUUGUGAUUGUAGUAACUAAUUGCAAGUGCUAAUACACAGAAUAUGCCUGUAUAUCAACUGACUUGUUACUGGUAAUAAAACAUUUACAUAAUA
Messenger RNA from Haliotis rufescens (red abalone), 14907 nucleotides. Its product is annotated as spectrin beta chain, non-erythrocytic 5-like. The record is from RefSeq and is a predicted model, not a curated record. Gene Ontology annotation, cellular component: plasma membrane; cell junction; cortical actin cytoskeleton. Gene Ontology annotation, biological process: actin cytoskeleton organization. The transcript is spliced from 85 exons. NCBI's taxonomy places the organism in Eukaryota, Metazoa, Mollusca, Gastropoda, Lepetellida, Haliotidae. Gene Ontology annotation, molecular function: actin filament binding; phospholipid binding. Bases 220 to 12666 code for a protein of 4148 amino acids.